Molecule: messenger RNA, 519 nt
Organism: Pyricularia pennisetigena
Lineage: Eukaryota; Fungi; Ascomycota; Sordariomycetes; Magnaporthales; Pyriculariaceae
Exons: 3
Coding region: 1-519 (172 amino acids)
Cellular component (GO): mitochondrion
Source: RefSeq, a predicted model, not a curated record
AUGUUGCCUCUGCGUCGAGGAACCGCCGUACUGGCGCGGCAGUCACGCACUGCAUUGCGUCCCAGGCAAACACGAUCCUACGCCUCCGAUCACACCCAUCACAACGGACCUGCCCCGGUUGAAGAGGGCAUGGGCACCUUCUUCUACGUUCUCUUCGGUGCUGUCCCCGUCUCCACUGGCCUCUACUACGCCACCCGCCCGGGACCCAAUGGAGAGCCGUCGACCAUCACGACUGCCAUUGAUCGCUGGUCAGACUUGCAGAACACAUGGGAGGAGCGCAACAGCCGACACACCGACCUUAUUGAACAGGCUGCCCAUGACAAGAACCUCUUCUACAACUGCGAGAGGAACACUCACAUCGAGCUCAAGUAUCCCGAGAUGUUUCAACAAGGCUCGCCAUACUCAGUGCCGGCAGGGCACUACGUCAACCUAGACAAGGUCGUGGAUCACUACAGGCAGAAGCAUCUCGAGGAGGAGGAGGCUAAAGCAAGUAAGCUGGCGGCCAAGAAGGCGGAAUAA